Messenger RNA from Coregonus clupeaformis (lake whitefish), 2886 nucleotides. RefSeq names its product dolichyl-diphosphooligosaccharide--protein glycosyltransferase subunit 1-like. Lineage: Eukaryota; Metazoa; Chordata; Actinopteri; Salmoniformes; Salmonidae. Gene Ontology annotation, cellular component: oligosaccharyltransferase complex; membrane. The transcript is spliced from 10 exons. The record is from RefSeq and is a predicted model, not a curated record. Bases 167 to 1975 code for a protein of 602 amino acids.
UUAGCCUGGGAAACCAGUCUACGCCAUUACGUGAGGAAUGAAUGAAGCGUCAUCCUUUCGGCUGCAACUUCGGUCCUACAGCAGCGCGCGGUCCUUAUUUGCCGCAUUUUCUCUCUCUCCCUCUAGCUUCAACUAAACAAAGUAUAUACUGUUGAAUUCUAUAACCAUGGCGCGAAGCAUACCCUUCUGCGCCGUCCCAACUUGUCUGCUCCUUAUCAGCGGACUGUGUUAUCGAGUGGCUGCCGACGGGCUGGUGAACGAGGAGGUGAAACGAACGGUGGACCUAAGCACGCACCUUGCUAAAAUAACAGCAGAGAUUAUUCUGUCAAACCAGGGAGACUCCGCGGUACAUAGCUUUAUCUUGGCAGUAGAGCCCGACUUGGCCCCCAACCUCGCGUACGUCGGAGCAUCGGUGAAGGGUGAUGAAGAGGAGGAUGGCAUACUUGAGCUCAAGCAGACAACUAUCCAAGGCCAAAGUGGGGAGUUCUACAAGGUGCAGUUACCCUCCAGUCUGGGUGUUGGCGCAAAGCUGCGAGUGAAGGUGGAGACAGUCCUGAGCCACAUCCUGAGGCCCUUCCCCACUCACAUCACCCAGGCUGAGCGUCAGCUGGUGGUGUUUCAGGGCAACCACUACCUGUACUCUCCCUACCCCACCCGCAGCCAGACCACCCGUGUCCGCCUCGCCUCUAAGACUGUGGAGAGCUACACCAAGCUGGGCAAUCCCAGCAAGAGCGAUGAGGCCAUCGAGUACGGCCCCUUCCGUGAUGUCGCCCCAUUCAGUGAGGAUGCCCUGAAGGUCCAUUAUGAGAACAACACCCCCUUCCUCACCAUUAGCAGCAUCACCCGCAUCAUUGAAGUCUCACAUUGGGGAAACAUUGCUGUGGAAGAGACCAUCGACAUGAGGCACACAGGGGCAUUCCUGAAAGGUCCUUUUUCCCGUUAUGACUACCAGCGCCAGUCUGACAGUGGCAUCUCAUCAGUCAAAUCCUUUAAGACCAUCCUUCCUGCCUCAGCCCAGGAUGUGUACUACCGGGAUGAGAUCGGCAACAUCUCCACCUCCCACCUCCAGAUUCUGGAAGACUCUGUGGAGGUGGAGGUUAGGCCCCGCUUCCCCUUGUUUGGUGGUUGGAAAACCCACUACAUUAUCGGCUACAAUCUGCCCAGCUACGAGUACCUCUACACCCUGGGGGAUCAGUACGCUCUGAAGAUGAGGCUGGUUGAUCAUGUAUAUGAUGACCAGGUUAUCGACUCCUUCACUGUUAAACUCAUACUGCCAGAAGGCGCCAGGAACAUCCAUGUGGAAACCCCCUACCCCAUUGACCGUAUUCCAGACCAGCUGCAUUACACCUACCUGGAUACCUUUGGCCGUCCCGUGCUGGUGGCCUCUAAGAACAACCUAGUGGAGCAGCACAUCCAGGACGUAGUGGUGCAUUAUACCUUCAAUAAGAUCCUGAUGCUGCAGGAGCCCCUGUUGGUGGUGGGGGCGUUCUACAUCCUCUUCUUCACUGUCAUCAUCUAUGUGCGCCUGGACUUCUCCAUCACUAAGGACCCUGCUGCAGAGGUUCGUAUGAAGGUCUCCUCCAUCACAGAGCAGGUCCUGACCCUCGUCAACAAGCGUUUAGGGCUGUACCGCCACAUGGAUGAGGUGGUGAAUCGCUAUAAGCAAUCUCGAGACACGGGUGCCCUGAACAGCGGCCGCAAGACCCUGGAGGCCGAUCACCGCACCCUCACCAACGACAUCAGCUCCCUGCAGGCACGCCUCAAAGCAGAGGGCUCCGACCUUGCAGAUAAGGUGGGUGAGGUGCAGAAGCUGGACGGCCAGGUGAAGGAGCUGGUGUGUCGCUCCUGGCAGGAGGCUGAGCGUCUGGUGGCAGGCAAGGUUAAGAAGGAGGCCUACAUCGACAACGAGAAGACCCUCGCUAGCAAGAGACUGGAGCUGGUGACCCGGGUCGACAGUCUGCUGGACACCCUGUAAACACCACUAUACACGUGUCAGCCUACAAUACACAUACACACACACGUACGUGCUGCCCCAACUACCCAUCUGUUGGUCCGGUCCUGCAGUCAUUUUAUAAUAAGAAUUUACAUUUGCACACGUUCACCCGCAAACUCAUUGUCCAUCCCAGACACAAAGUACACACACUAAAGGAACCUGGAGGUGCAUACAAACAUUUGUGCCUCGCUAGAAACAUAACAGCGUUAUGCUGAACACCACAGGGAUUGCUUGCGUCACACCUUACAUGGCAGUCUAAAGUAAGUUAAAUUGCGUGGAAGAGCUCUGUUGCUCUGAGUAAAUGCAGCAUUUAUGUUAAAUUGGAAUCCUCUUUUGUAUUUAGUUUUUUUUACCCUUUUGAAUGAUUGUUGGAGACACAAAAUCUUUUUUUCGUGUUACUCUGUAAGGGUUGUCAAAUGCCUCAUCUGUCCCGUGUCUACACUCCCUUGAGUCCUUCCAACCUGUACUCUCUUCUAAAGGGUGGAGUAGUUAUCAAUGCCCCUGAAAUAAGGGGUCCCUUGAGUCAAACAAUCUCUAAAUGUCUUUGUCAUAUUCUUUGCACUUACGAACUACAAUUGUUACUUCCCCAUGGCCAUUAUAUUUAUAUAUUUGAACAAAGUUGAAGCACUGUGGACCCCAAUCCAAAGGGUUACUAUCUUCAUGUUAUGUUUCUCAUUGUCCCUCUGUAAUUUUUUCUAACAUUUGUAUCAUUUCUCUUUUUUGUAAAUGGUAUGUUUUCUUUGAUAGGAGAUUUAGUGAAUGCAUGAGAUUAGGCCAUGUGUGUGGGGAAGAGUAUGGGGCAAUCGAAGACAUUGAGUUAUAAUGUAUGUGAACCUGUAUCAGUAGUAAAUGGGGAAAAUGAACCAAGUUUGAAAUAAAUAAGAAAAACAUGA